Messenger RNA from Paraglomus occultum, 1466 nucleotides. Lineage: Eukaryota; Fungi; Glomeromycota; Glomeromycetes; Paraglomerales; Paraglomeraceae. The record is from the annotation of a GenBank genome assembly.
AUGUUCCGCAUUCCCAAGCCCAAGAGGUUGCAAGUCCGGACUCUUUGCACCGCAAGAACGAGAUUCUCGCUACCCACUUUACCCAGACAUUUUCAAACGGCUGUCAGGCACACAGAUCGUGAGAAUUAUUUAAAGUCGCGUAUCAAUGCAGCAGUUUCCAGUCGAUAUAUGAUCUUACGCCGUCAUGCCUCGACGGCAGAAACAUCGUCCGAUAAUGUCUUGCAACCAUCCAGAAAACUCAAUCGAAUGAUUCUCAUUAGUGCCGUUACGAUUAUCGGCGGGAUAACCCUGGCGGUCCUAGACUAUAAGCACACUGAAAAUGAGGCUGCUGCUCACGAGCGAAGGGAAUUGGAGAGUUCACUGCCGACCGGAGGGCCAAAGAAUUUGCCAAUUGCUUUGCAUAUGACUGACGAGAAGGGUUACGAAACUAACAAACCGCGAUUGGUUAUUCUCGGAACUGGGUGGGGGGCUGUGUCAGUCCUAAAAGAAUUGGAAAAAGAUCAGUAUUGCGUAACGAUAAUAUCGCCAAUAAACUACUUUCUGUUUACGCCACUACUUCCAUCAGCUACAGUGGGAACCUUGGAGACAAGGUCACUUCUUGAGCCGAUUAGAAGUAUAGCGCGCAAAAUCAAUGGCCAUUUUCUUGAAGCCAAGGCUGUCGAUGUUUGUUUUGAUGAGAAAUUGGUCGAAGUCAAGUCGGUGAACGGCGACGAAUCUUCAUUCUAUGUACCUUACGAUAAGUUGAUAAUUGCCGUUGGAUCUCAAUCAAUUACUCAUGGUGUCGAAGGAAUCGAACAUUGUCAUUUCCUAAAGACAAUUAACGAUGCCCGUGGAAUACGAAAAAAGAUUAUGGAUAAUUUUGAAAAGGCUUCAUUGCCAACCACAUCGGCAGCAGAUAAAAAGCGAUUGUUGAGUUUUGUUGUUUGCGGUGGAGGACCGACAGGGGUCGAAUUCGCUGCUGAAUUGUAUGACUUUUUGACAGAGGAUGUUGUAAAAUAUUUUCCCAGAGUUUUACGUGACGAAGUGUCUGUGAGCAUUAUCCAAAGUCAAGACCACAUACUAAACACUUACGAUGCUAAAAUCAGCCAUUAUACAGAGAAAAAAUUUGCACGUGACCAUAUAAAUGUAAUCACGAAUGCUCGAGUCGAGAAAGUGGAACCUGACAAGAUUCUUUACAAAAUGAAGAAGGAUGGUGAAGUGCGCGGACUUCCAUUUGGAUUGGUUUUAUGGUCAACCGGAAUUGCAAUGAACCCGUUAACAAAAGCAAUAUCAGAAAAGCUUCCGGAACAAAAGAACACGCGCGCUCUAAUCACAGAUCAACAUUUGCGCUUGAAAGGCGCUCCCAUGUCUACUGUCUAUGCCAUUGGCGAUUGUGCGACCGUAGAAAAUCCCAAACUUGUGCAACAGUUGGUACAGUUCUUUGUCGAUGCGGAUACUGACAAGAAUGGAUGUCUGGAUUAUAAAGA